CAGUCCGCGAUGGAGCCCCGGACAUAGCAGACUGAAGCUGGGGGGGAGGAACCUCGCUCGCUCGGCACUUUUGCUCUGCGCGUGUGGUCCUCGUGCGGAACUGCGGGAGAAGUUUGCAUGGCACGAGAGCCGCUCAACGACAACUUUAGAGAGCAAGAAUGAAAAUAAGAUGUGCCCACUACACACAUAGAUUGAGACACAGAUGCUUCCUGUUUUCUCUGUCUCUGCUGGCGGUCUGUCUGCUCAAGCUGGUCCACAUCAAAGUGACGGUGAGGGACGGCGUCUACAUCGAGCCCUACGGGAUCACGGCCGCCCUCUCCGGACUCAACAAGCAAAGGUAUGACAUCAACUGCACCGCCGUCUACGAGCUGGACCCGGUGGAGAUAGGCAAGACUCUCGCCAUCAGACGGAAGGCCAUCAGACGGAAGGCCAUCGUCGACGUGGACGAUGACAGCAUCGUGACCUUGACCUCGGACUGUCAGGCGUUCAUCAGAACGAGGGGUUACGAUGAAGUCCCGGUGUCGGAGGCGGAGCGGGGCUUCCCGUUGGCCUACUCCCUGGUGGUGCACAAGAAUGCACCCAUGGUGGAGCGCAUCCUUCACGCCAUCUACGCGCCUCACAAUGUCUACUGCAUCCACUACGAUCAGAAGUCCUCCCCGGCGUUCAUAAAGGCCGUUCAGAACCUGGGCCGGUGUGCUCCGAAUGUGUUUAUCGCCUCGAAAUUGGAGUCGGUGGAGUACGCGCACAUCAGCAGGCUCAACGCCGACCUGAACUGCCUCUCCGACCUGCUGAGGUCAGAGGUCAAGUGGAGGUAUGUCAUCAACCUGUGUGGCCAGGACUUCCCUCUCAAGGCAAACCACGAACUGGUCGCGGAGCUGAAGCAGCUCAACGGCAGCAACAUGCUGGAGUCCAGCCGGCCCAGCGAACUCAAGAAAAAGCGGUUCGGCUUCCGGCACGAGCUGAAGAACGUGCCUUACGAGUACCGUCGAAUUCCCGUCAAGACCGCGGCAGUCAAAGAGGUCCCGCCGUACGGUAUCGAGAUGUUCAUCGGGAGCGCGUAUUUCGUCCUGUCGCGCGAUUUCGUCGAUCACGUCAGCAGCAGCCCGGUGGCGAAGGACUUUCUGGCGUGGUCCGCCGACACAUACUCACCAGACGAACACUUCUGGGCCACCCUCGUCAGGGUCCCCGGGGUGCCCGGACACAUUCCCAGGUCGGAGGCCGACGUGACCGAUCUGAGGAGUAAGACGCGACUCGUCAAAUGGAACUAUUUAGAGGGGAACCUUUACCCGGCCUGCACGGGUGCACACAUGCGGAGCGUUUGCAUCUACGGAGCGGCCGAGCUCCGCUGGCUCCUCAACUACGGCCACUGGUUCGCCAACAAAUUUGACCCCAAAGUGGACCCGAUCCUCAUCAAGUGUUUGGAGGAGAAGCUGAUGGAGAAACGAAAGUAUGUGCAAACAUGAUACUGAAAGGGAAGAGGAAAGGAGGAGAGAGUGGUUCUAGUAUUUAUUUCAGUUGUUCGGCAAAGGUGCAAAAUGACAUCAAAGGACAUCUCCUCAAUCAUUGUACUGAAGCAUAGGUUUUGAGACGCAGGCACUUUUCUUGAGUGUUUUCCUUUUAUUAGCCUCUGCUACCUAUUCAGCCCAGUCGCCAGGAAAACAUGUUGGCAUCGUACGUUUCUAUGAAAACACGGAUACGGAUUUUUUGCAUUCGGUCCGAGCAAGUGGAGUAUAUGGAGCGACAGUUAUUGAAUGUUAUGUGAUAUAAUGAGAAGGGGCAAACAUGAGACUUUCACACAAGAGACCACUGUUCAUGUCCUGUGUGAAACCAAAAAUCCUCUCGUUACGUUGUUAUGUCAUUAUCUGACCAUUGACCGUGAUCUCUGUCUGACCUUCAUAGUGCUGCGACUAACGACACAUUUUCUUAUCGACUAUUUUACCGAUUAGUCUAUUGAUUUGAACGAUUAAUUUUCCUCUAAGAAAAAUCAAAUUGAUCAGUUCAUUUAAUAUUGACAAACUGUAGGCUAUGCCAUUGUAAAAUAAAGAUCUUGUAAUAGAGUAUCAAAAUGCUCCUGAUAUUCUUACAGUGCUCAUACCAGUUUGUAAUCAGAAAUCAAUAGACUCUAAAGCAUUUUUCAACAAGGCAGCAUAAAUCACCAUAACAUGAGUGUAUUUAGCAGAAACAAAAGAUUUAAAAAAAAACAACAUGCGGCGAAUGAAAGUAUUGAUCUUAACGCAUUUUCAGCGUCGACGUCAUCGUUUACGCUGACUAACCCCGGCAGCCCUGAACCUUGACCAGGUAAUGUUGCUGCCUAAACCUGACCAAUCGUUUCACAACGUCAAUCACGGAGCAUUGUGCAUUUCUGCUGGCAAAAUACGAGGCUGAUACAUGAGGUAUUUAUGGAACAUAUUUUUGGUCCAGAAACGUUGAUAUUCAACGCACCCCGUGGUUUGCAGAAAAAGGUACAAUAUAAAACAUGUUUCCUGAGGACUGGGCUGGUAUUUUCAUUUCGUUAGCCUCUAAUACAUAUUUCAUUGGAAAACACUGAACAUUUCUCUGAUGGCUUCUAAUUACUUUGCAGAUUAAGAUUUCUCCAGCCAACCCAUGAUAAGGUCGAACAGUGUGCAUUGCUUUAGUACCGAACACUAUACGGAGAGGCACCGCCUCAAUAAUCAACAGUAAUUUAACACUGUGAAUGAGAUUGUUCUUCAGAAUGAGUUCUAUUCAAAUGGGACAUUUGACUAAUAUUUCUAAAUAUUGAUUGCUCGACUUUUAACGAAUUCUGUUUACAAUGCGAUAUUGCUAAGGGAUUGAAAUUGUCUUUCCACCUCUUCAACAUGAUGCAACUCUGUCCCCGCAGGAUACCUAACAGCCUUUCCACAUCAUUUCAUUCGUUGUAAUCGUUGUCAGUCUGCAACUUUCCCCGAUCGCACGAGGCAUUUAAUCAGCCUUUAAAAAGUGCCUUUGUCAAAAAGGUUAUUUGAGGGAAAUGCCAUCCUAAAAGCAAGCUGCUACUCGAUGUCACGUCCAAAUAGUGUCCGUGUUGAUCUUGAAUAUGAUUCCAGAGACUGCUUUUAUAUCGAGAGUAGAAAUACCAAAGACUCAUGCUGUUCUCAUGUAUUCUGCUUAAUGAAAUGCUCCGUGUUUUUUCUUUGUGAUGAAGAUAGCAACUGAUGUAAAAAAAAAAGUUAGGAUCGAUAUUGAAAGGUUGUGAUUUCUGACGGUUUCUGUAUUCUUGAAUAAAAGUAUGGUGCUUCUUACGGGCUGUUUGGCCUUCAGUUGUGUUGUCAGGUGAUACCCUGUCGCCUCCGAACGACCUGUGUGUGAAUCCACCUGUGUGUGGAUUCACACACAGGUGUUUCAGUUAUUGUGUCCACCGCAUGCAUGUCAAUGGCUUUUCAUCCACAA
This is a messenger RNA of Anarrhichthys ocellatus (wolf-eel), 3408 nucleotides long. RefSeq names its product beta-1,3-galactosyl-O-glycosyl-glycoprotein beta-1,6-N-acetylglucosaminyltransferase 4-like. Bases 159 to 1463 code for a protein of 434 amino acids. The record is from RefSeq and is a predicted model, not a curated record. Gene Ontology annotation, molecular function: acetylglucosaminyltransferase activity. Lineage: Eukaryota; Metazoa; Chordata; Actinopteri; Perciformes; Anarhichadidae. Gene Ontology annotation, cellular component: membrane. The transcript has 3 exons.